Molecule: messenger RNA, 2616 nt
Organism: Hemibagrus wyckioides
Lineage: Eukaryota; Metazoa; Chordata; Actinopteri; Siluriformes; Bagridae
Gene: adss2l
Product: adenylosuccinate synthase, like
Exons: 13
Coding region: 229-1641 (470 amino acids)
Biological process (GO): IMP metabolic process; 'de novo' AMP biosynthetic process
Cellular component (GO): cytoplasm
Molecular function (GO): adenylosuccinate synthase activity; GTP binding
Source: RefSeq, a predicted model, not a curated record
UGAAGUAACAAACACCAAGUCCUGAUAAGAAUCAAACAGUCGGCUCACAGGUGAAAGCUUGCACUACUCUUUAACCUUUUAAACAUUGUCGCCUCUUUUUCCUUAUUCGACGAACGGAUGAUAACAAACCCUGUGAUCGUGAUAUAUUUUUCCCCCCCUCUCCCCGCUAAGGACUGCUAUUUUGAAACACGUGUCAUUCGUGCGUUUGCAUAGCGCAGGACAGGCGGCAUGGCUGCGGACAAGAAGACGUCUAAUGGACAAGAAACGGCUGCCCUGAACGGAGAGCCCGCGGUUAAGCGAUCCCGGGAAAGUGGAGGGACGGAGUCUCUGCGGAAUCCCCGUGAGCCUCAGAAUAAAGUGACCGUGGUGCUUGGUGCUCAGUGGGGAGAUGAGGGGAAGGGAAAGGUGGUCGACCUGCUGGCUAUGGACGCCGACAUUGUCUGCAGAUGCCAGGGCGGAAACAACGCUGGACACACGGUUGUGGUGGACAGCGUGGAGUACGACUUCCACCUCUUACCCAGCGGCGUACUCAACAAAAAGGCCAUCUCUUUCAUCGGAAACGGAGUUGUGAUUCACCUGCCUGGACUGUUUGAGGAGGCGGCGAAAAAUUCUCAGAAAGGCUCUGGACUGCAGGGCUGGGAAGAGAGGCUGAAGAUUUCUGAUCGAGCGCAUAUCGUGUUUAACUUCCAUCAGGCUGUCGAUGGGUUACAGGAGCAAGAAAGACAACAGCAGGCUGGGAAGAACUUGGGGACAACCAAAAAGGGCAUCGGUCCAGCAUAUUCCUCCAAGGCAGCACGUAAUGGUCUGCGAGUGUGUGACCUGGUCGCUGACUUCUCAAUUUUUGCUGAAAAAUUCCGUGUCCUGGCGAACCAUUUUCAGACUAUGUUCCCUAAUCACAACAUCGAUGUUGAGAAUGAGCUGGAGCAGCUAAAGGAUUAUGCAGAGAAGUUGCGGCCUCUGGUCACAGAUGGUGUGUACUUCAUGCAUAAAGCUCUUACUGGACCAAGCAAGAAGAUUCUGGUUGAGGGGGCUAACGCAGCUCUAUUGGAUAUCGAUUUUGGAACCUAUCCUUUCGUGACGUCAUCCAACUGCACUGUCGGAGGUGUGUGCACAGGUCUUGGGGUUCCCCCAUCCUACAUUGGCCGUGUGUAUGGUGUGGUUAAGGCUUACACCACCCGAGUUGGUGUCGGAGCCUUUCCCACUGAGCAGGACAACGACAUUGGCGAGCUUCUGCAGUCAAGAGGAAGGGAAUUUGGAGUUACCACAGGCAGACGGCGACGCUGCGGGUGGCUGGACCUCGUUUUAGUUCGCUAUGCCCACAUGGUCAAUGGCUUCACAGCUAUCGCUUUGACCAAGUUGGACAUUCUUGAUACUUUGUCUGACAUAAAAGUGGGUGUGGCCUACACAGUUGAUGGCAAGCCCUUAGACAGCUUCCCUGCUAACAUGGAUGUCCUGACGAAAGUGGUGGUGACCUAUGAGACGUUACCUGGGUGGCACUGUAGCACAGAGGGAGCACGCACUUUCGACGACUUGCCACCUCAGGCACAGGACUACAUUCACUUUAUUGAGAAACACCUACAGGUGCCAGUAAAAUGGGUCGGAGUUGGAAAAUCCCGCGAGUGCAUGAUAAAGCUUUUUUAAAGAUGCACAGGAGAGUACCUGAAAUCCAUCACCUUCAUACGUCUUCCAAGGACUGCAUAACAUUUUCGGGACCAGAAACUACGUAGUGGAUCAGUGCUGGACUAAAGACGAACCCGGGUUGAGAAUCCUGGACGUCCCCACUUAAAGUGAGCACCAGCGUAAUAACAGUUCAGGACCACAGAUAUAGAAAUAAGGGAUUGCAAAAUGUUGCAAAAAAAAAAAUUCAUUUAGAGAAUGACUCAGGGGUCAUGUGUAUGAAACAUCCGAAUAAGAUUUCUAUUCUUGCAUAUGUUUGGUGGCUUUAAUUUUCAAUUCCUAGACCAGCAUUCUUAUUGAAAUGCUCAAUGCAUAAUGGUUCCGACGUCAUACACUCCCACUCUAGUGCUGCACUAAAAGGAGCUUUUGUGUUAAAUGUAUUGCAAAUUGCACCGUUCAGACCUCUGGGGUUUAUCCUUCCUCUGUACUGUUCUGUAAUUACUGAUUUACAGGUUCAAACUUUUUUUGUUUUUGUCCUCAGCUGAUAACCCAUCGUCCAUUACGUUCAUUUUACCAUUCUCAAAAAUCUAUGGCUUUAUUUUGAUUUGCUGCAUUUUAGAAAAGAAAUGUACUAUUUUUUCAUCUAUGUUGAUAAUAGGCUUUUAAAAUCUAUUGUAAAAGUGUAGCCAAACUUUUUAUGUAAUCAUGUGUAUGGGGUUGAUUGGAUGACCCUGCGAUUUCAAAAAAACAUUGUUUUAAUUUGUAUGUGUUGGGUGGCUGGUGUUGGUUUACUUAAAUAAAUAAAAGGUUUACUUCAGAGCUGUUUAAUAAAAGUAAUGGAUUUACUUUUAAACGUAUACCCUUCACUUUUAACAAAUGCGGUGCAGUGAUCGAUUCACCCAGAUAACUACAGUUGCCUUUCCACUGGAGUGUGUUCCUUUUUGUGUGUCGAGUUAUCAACUGCUGCUUUGGAACAAUAAAGUGUUCUGAAUAAACUGA